GGCUGUGUUCACUUCUGAUUGGGAGCAGCAAAAUGGAAUGCCAUUUUAUUAUAUAAUCCUUUUGCACCCCUUUCUCUUGAACCUUCUUCCCAACACCCAUCUCAUCUCUCUAUCUCUCUAUCCCCACCAUCACCAUUCACCACCAAACCCACUUCCAAGGAUAAACCCAAUAACAUCAAAUUCCUCUCUUUUUAUUAUUUAUAAUUAGAAAAAAGUGAAGCUAUUGAGGAACAGGAACAUAGGAACCGGUUGCCGUUAGAUUCCAUGACUUUUUGAUGCUUAUGUGAUUCAAACCACACAACUUAUCUUUUCAUUACUUCCAUUCCUUCACACCCCUCUUUUGUUUUUUUUUUUUUAAUUUUUAUAUUAAAUUUUACUGUUCCUUUUUUUGUUUUUUGGUUUCUCCAUGUUCCCUUUCUUGAUCUCUUGCUGAUUUUGAGGCACCAUACUUCACAGUUCAUAGUUCUAACUUCUAAGUAACUCUCAAGAAUUGGGCUGAAAGCGAGAAUUGUGAGAAGUUUUGUGUGAUCUGAGGAGUUGGGUGUGAAGAAAAUCAUCAAAAGAUUCAAGCUUUGAAGCUGAAAAAUGGAGUCAGAUCUUCACCGGCACCCUCCCAUGUUCCUGGAUCACCACCACCACCACCACCACCACCACCAUCACCAGCAGAUGAACACCACCACCACCAACAAUAACAACAAUUCUUCGGGCCUAACAAGGUUCCGAUCGGCACCAAGUUCGUAUUUUUCCAGCAUCAUUGACAAGGAAUUCUACGAAAGCAUCUUCAACAAACCUUCAAGCCCAGAAACAGAGAAAAUCCUCGCACGCUUCAUGAAUAGCCUUGCAAAUGAUGAACCUGAAGAUGAUUCAUUACUUGGAGUAGCAGCUGCUACUUCUACUACUACUACUAAUAAUAAAAAUCUGUCACCGUCACCACAACCGCCACAACAAGUAGUUCAGCAAAUCUCUCAAGUGAAGGAAGAAGAGAUUAGUAUUAAUACCAUUAAUACCAAUAAUACCCUUCAGCCUCAGCCUUUGCCUUCUUCAAUGAAUAAUGAAUCAUUGGUGCAGCAACCACAACAGCAGAUGAAUAGUAUGAGUAACAAUAAUUAUGGAUCUUUGAGUGCUAAUAAUCCUCCAACUCAGAGUUUUUAUCAAAGUUCAGGAAGACCACCUCUGCCGAAUCAGAUGAAAACUGGUCGUGGAAAUGCUUCGAAUCUUAUUAGGCAUGGUAGUUCACCUGCUGGACUCUUUUCAAACCUGAACCUUGAAGGCUAUGCUGCUUUAAGAGGCAUGGGAACUAUGGGAGCUGCUGCUAGCAACACUAGUGAGGAUGCAAAUUUUUCUCCGGUGGCGAGGUUGAAGAAUCCACCAACCUUUUCAUCCUCAGGACUAAUGACUCCAAUAGCUGAAAUCAGGAGCACAUCCAAUACACUAAACAAUCCAGAGAGUGCUGAAGCCUUUGCAGAAAGCCAGAGCAGCGAUUUUAUGUCGGGUUUACCCGUUGGUUCUUGGGACGAUUCUUCUUCUUCGAUGAUGUCCGACAACAUUGCUGGUCGGAAAAGGUUCAGAGACGAAGAUGUGAAACCAUUUGCCGGGGUGAAUGCGGCCGACACUCAGGUUAAGACCGAAGCAGGCCAGGCUCCUGGUACUCCAUUGGCUCACCAGUUGAGUAUGCCAAACACAUCAUCGGAAAUAGCAGCCAUUGAGAAGUUUCUCCAGUGCUCGGAUUCUGUGGUGUGCAAGAUUCGUGCCAAGCGGGGCUGUGCUACUCAUCCAAGAAGCAUUGCAGAGAGGGUUAGAAGAACUAAAAUUAGUGAGAGAAUGAGGAAACUACAGGAUCUGGUCCCUAACAUGGACAAGCAAACAAACACGGCAGACAUGUUGGACUUGGCUGUUGAUUACAUCAAAGAACUUCAAAACCAAGUUGAGACUCUUUCGGAAAGUCAAGCCAAGUGUACCUGUGCACACAAGAAGCAGCAAUAACGAGAAGAGAGAAGAGAAGAGAAGAGGGAAGGAAUAGUGAGAUAUGUGAGACACAAUCUCUGUACAGAUUUGUAAUAAUUUGGCCUAAACAAAAUCAUGAUAAGAGAGCACCUUUCUCUCUUAUUACAACUAAGAGUUCACAUUUGAGGCUCCAAAUUUUAUGAUGAUGAUGAUAAUGCCACAUAAGCAAAAUCCAAAGGGAAAUUUGUGUUUUGGGGGAUUGAGAUUACAUGCAUGAUGAUGCAUCUUCAUUAUCGUGGGACCAAUGAAUGCAGGAACGUCAAGAUCGGGUGUUCAUUGGCAUGGGCAUGGCAGGCAUGCAUGCAUGCAUGGGGGGACCAACUUCGCAUCACAUGACAUGGUUUCCAUCAUACACUUACUUGUAAUGAGAGGGGUUUUUUAUUUUCUUAUUUGUUUUUCUUUUCUAAGGAGAAAAAAUUAUAUAGAUGGCCCUCCCUUUUCUAUCGUCAACAUAUUAAUAUGUUUGAAUAUUUAGGUUGACAUAUUUUAGAUUAUUAUAACUUAGUUUAAUGUAAUAAAUAUGGUUUAGUCUGUUUCGACAUGUUUGAUAGAUUUAUGUUAUGUUAUGUAUGUUCCAAGA
This is a messenger RNA of Arachis stenosperma, 2584 nucleotides long. Its product is annotated as transcription factor bHLH122-like. Gene Ontology annotation, biological process: regulation of transcription by RNA polymerase II. Gene Ontology annotation, molecular function: protein dimerization activity; RNA polymerase II cis-regulatory region sequence-specific DNA binding; DNA-binding transcription factor activity, RNA polymerase II-specific. Gene Ontology annotation, cellular component: nucleus. The record is from RefSeq and is a predicted model, not a curated record. The coding region runs from base 586 to 1983 and encodes 465 amino acids. The transcript has 8 exons. NCBI's taxonomy places the organism in Eukaryota, Viridiplantae, Streptophyta, Magnoliopsida, Fabales, Fabaceae.